CAGCAACUAUGACACAUACUUUAAAUAUUCGAAUCCGGCAUUUGUUGUCGGAUAUUUUUUUAUUUUUCUUUAUAUCAUUUAAUGCAUCGAUAAAAUAUACGUCGGUUAUCUUUUUGUAUUGACAAACGGAUAUACAAAGCUAUAUACAUUCGAAUUUUAUCUGAUAACUUAGUCAUACGUUGGGAGUACCAUCCGUACAACGUGAAGCAACAUAAUGGGAUUGCGAAGUGAAAUAUUGAUACAUCCACCCAGAGGGGGGAAGCAUGUCACCGGAGGGGUUAUUAGAGGGAUGGUGAAGUUCCAUCUGGACAAAGAUACAGACUUCAAGAAGAUAAGUAUAGCUCUCAUCCAGAAGGGACAUGUUCAAUGGUACGAAUUUGCAACAAAGUCAACUGUCAACCCGCGACGGACGGUCGGCAACAGAUACGUGUACGAGGGCAGAGAAGAAGCUACAUUAACUAAAUUUUACUUUCUCAACAAAGAAAUGGAUGAAAAGUGCGACACCAGCACGUUGAAAGCCGGGUCGUACGAACACCAAUUCCAAAUCCAAUUACCUGAAGAGAUACCAGCAUCAAUCAACACAGAUAUUGGUGAAAUCAGUUAUAGCAUAAAACUAAAAUUCAAGAAGCCUUCAGUGUUCAGUUUUAACAAGGUAUUUAGAACACCUGUCACUAUAUACCCUAGAGUGGAUCCCACGAUACCUGAUCAACCCUUAACAGUGAAUCUCGACAAAUCUCUCUUCAAACUAUUUUCUUCCAAAAAGCAUGAAAUUAAACUUAAAGCUGAACUUGAUAGAGGAUUUCUGAUACCUGGUGGCGAAAGCAAAAUAUCAUUUAGUGUUAUCAACAAUAGUGAUGUCAUAUUUUCUGUUAAAACUGAACUAGUUUGUAAAACGAAGUACAGAGAUCGAUUCAUGGUUGAGAAAAUGGCACGGGAUAAUCCUAAGAUAGAGAGAAGAGUGAUUCGCCCUUGUACUGUGGAGACUCCAAGCAUACCUGAACGUAGUGUAUCAUCUGAUAUGUACAACAUAAUACCAGUAGCUGCAGACUUGUGCACAGUGAGACACUCUGAAAUAAUAUCCAGAGAAUUCAAACUAAAGGUAACGUUGAACUUGCCACUGCCUCACAAAAACUCAUGUGUUGACAUCCCUGUAUUUAUUGGAGAAAACCCCAAUUUGGCUAAUGAAGUAGAUGCUGGUUUCGGUGAGCCAAUGGAAGCUCCUCCGUCUUAUUGGGAAGUAAUGACCGAAGAAAUGUCUAAAUAAUUAAUUCGUUUAGUGUAUCUCUUGAUGUCUAUUUUAUUUUAUAAUAUUACAUUUUUACGGAUAAAUUGAGAAUUAUUAUUUAAGAAAUGAUUCCCUGUAGCAGUAUCGCCCCCUUCCCUAUAAACAUAAAACCGGUUUCACAGUGACGCAUCCCGGUUUUAGCCCAGCUUAGUUUUAACGCGCUCGAUAGAUGGCGUUGUGCAUUGAGAGCCGUUUUCUGAAUCGCGGUGUUAAGAUUCUCCGCCGUUGAACGACCCUCGCGCCGCGCCGCAGUGAACUCAUACUUACCUGGCGUAGGGGAUACCGUGAUCACGAAGGCGGUUCCCCCAGGGCGAGGUCCUCUCAUUGCACUGCGAUUGGGUUGACCCCUGCGAUUAUCCCUAAUGUGGAUAACUCGGACGCGUAAUUUUUGGUAGUGAGGGACUGCGUACGCGCUGUCCCUCUAAGAA
Spodoptera frugiperda (fall armyworm) is the source of this 1713-nucleotide messenger RNA. RefSeq names its product arrestin domain-containing protein 5-like. Gene Ontology annotation, biological process: protein transport. Lineage: Eukaryota; Metazoa; Arthropoda; Insecta; Lepidoptera; Noctuidae. Gene Ontology annotation, cellular component: cytoplasm. The coding region runs from base 215 to 1264 and encodes 349 amino acids. The record is from RefSeq and is a predicted model, not a curated record. The transcript has a single exon.